Erigeron canadensis is the source of this 2049-nucleotide messenger RNA. RefSeq names its product calmodulin-binding receptor-like cytoplasmic kinase 3. Bases 417 to 1730 code for a protein of 437 amino acids. Gene Ontology annotation, molecular function: protein kinase activity; ATP binding. Lineage: Eukaryota; Viridiplantae; Streptophyta; Magnoliopsida; Asterales; Asteraceae. The record is from RefSeq and is a predicted model, not a curated record. The transcript is spliced from 8 exons. Gene Ontology annotation, biological process: protein phosphorylation.
GCUUCUAAUCACUACAAAGGAAUCUUCUUGCAAAGCAAAAAUAAAGGAAAGAAGAAAGAAAAAUACAAUUAGAGAAAAAAACAACAAACUGUUGUGAUCAUUUAAUCAUCUAUUCAAAGGUUUCCGAAGACUUCUUGUUGACUUCACCGGUGAUUAUGGAAUAAUUUCAUAGUGUGAACAGCAUCACUCCAUGAUUCUUGAUCCAAUAUAUCAGAGAGAAUAAAAUAUUCCCACUUUCCCAUCUAGAUUCUCUCAUUUUUCUUUGUCCAAUGAACCAAAAAACAAUCUUUAUUAGUUUACAGUCCCGAAAAAAGAGAAAGUUACUAGAAGACUCAACAAUCCUUUAAAUUCUUAAUCAGUUGUGACUUGCUGAAUAUAGCCAUGACCUUCAGAAAAGGAGUUCAUGUAGUCUUGAAAUGAGCAGUCAAGUUAUUUUACUGAGUUUUCUACUGUUGAUGCAAUUGCCGAUCAUAUUAUGCAUUGAGGAGGUCAUUGUUUCAGACGUUAUACAGUUGCAGUUUGGGAGAAGAUUUUUACGUGAUUUUGUCAUAGAAGAAACAAAAAGUUCUGUAUUUAGAACAAAAUAUAUGGCUAUGGGUGCACCGGGACUGUUGCUUAUGUGUUGCAGUUGUCUUUGCCCUUGUUUUCGAUCUAAAAGGAAAGAUACAGAUGAUGUUGUUCUUGUUAAGGAGUCAAAUUCAUUGCAUUCAGCUCCUUCUGUGGAAAUGAAUUCCGUACAUGGAAGGAUUCCUGGAAGUCCACUACGGGUCCCACCAAGUCCCGGUAGAUUUUCAAUGUCACCAAAACUCGAUAGGAUUGGAUCAGUUCAUUUGACCAUGAGUCAAGCUGCAAGAGCCACUCAAAAUUUCUCACCGUCACUGAAACUAGGUGAAGGGGGAUUUGGAACCGUCUAUAAAGCUCAACUACCGGAUGGUCAAAUUGUUGCAAUAAAAAGAGCAAGCAAGGAAAACUCUGAUGCUCUAAGAAGUGAAUUUAGAAGUGAGAUUGAGUUACUUGCUAAGAUUGAGCAUAGAAAUCUAGUAAAGUUGCUUGGUUAUGUUGAUAAAGGAAACGAGCGCCUUAUCAUUACAGAGUAUGUGCCUAAUGGUACACUUAGAGAACAUUUAGAUGGUAUCCACGGAAGUUGCUUAGAUUUUAGUCAACGGCUUGAGAUAUCCAUCGACAUUGCUCAUGGCUUAACUUACCUUCAUUUAUAUGCAGAAAAACAGAUAAUCCACCGAGAUGUGAAAUCAUCAAACAUUCUUCUGACGGCAACGAUGCGGGCCAAAGUGGCCGAUUUUGGUUUCGCACGGCUUGGGGAUACAGAGGCUGAUAAAACACAUAUAUUGACCAAAGUCAGGGGGACGGUCGGGUACCUAGACCCACAGUAUAUGAGAACAUUUCAACUCACCCCGAAAAGUGAUGUGUAUUCUUUUGGGGUUUUACUCAUAGAAAUUCUUACAGGACGUCGGCCUGUUGAAUCAAGGCGGUCACAAGAUGAGAAGGUCACGAUCAAAUGGGCCUUCGAGAAGUACAACAAAGGUGAAGCAAUGGAUUUGUUGGACCCUCUAAUGAAAGAAUCCGUGAACGAGAAGAUCUUCAAGAAGAUGUUGAAUCUGGCCUUUCAAUGUGCGGCCCCCACACGAGCUGAUCGGCCUGACAUGAAGUCGGUGGGAGAGCAGUUGUGGGCAAUUCGGAUGAAAUAUAUCAGAAAUGGAAGAAUAGAGUGAUCUGAAAAUCCUGAAUUUCAUGUAGCUUCAAUUUUAUUUUAAUGUUGACUUGUUUUGAUGGGUUAUGAGUUAUACAUGAAGGGAAUUUGGAAGCAACAUCUGUGGCAGAGUGCAGUGUACAAUGCGUGUGUUUUUUGCAUGGUGAGGGACUUGUUGCAUCAUCCGGUUCACAUAAAUAGUUCCUUGAUUUGGAAUGAAGGAUGAUUUGGGUUGUAUCUAUAGAAGUGCUGGGAUUAAGACAGAUUUUGGUCUUAAAAUGACAAGAAAUAUCUGUCAUGAUUGAAAUUGAAUGCAUUUCAUCUAUUUUAUUUGUUUCAAA